Molecule: messenger RNA, 1196 nt
Organism: Nasonia vitripennis (jewel wasp)
Lineage: Eukaryota; Metazoa; Arthropoda; Insecta; Hymenoptera; Pteromalidae
Gene: APC10
Product: anaphase-promoting complex subunit 10
Exons: 3
Coding region: 416-985 (189 amino acids)
Biological process (GO): protein K11-linked ubiquitination; anaphase-promoting complex-dependent catabolic process
Cellular component (GO): anaphase-promoting complex
Source: RefSeq, a predicted model, not a curated record
AUCAAUCGAGCUAUAGGAUAGCGACUGAGGGAGUUUUAAUUUUUUACUUUGUUUAAUAAUUUAAUAAAAUUUUCCUUUUCCUCGUAUAAAGGGUUAUAGAUACGGAAGUUAUUUUUGAUUCGAAAUAUAAACGUAACAGUAAUUGAGGCAUGAAAAAUCUACAUAUAAUUUGCCAUAAAAACCCAACCUAAAUUAUGUUUGUUUUUGUUUGGCAACAGAUACUUAAUCGAUCUGUAACACUGCACAUCAAUAGAACUCCGAAUAAUGUUGCCUAAAUCAUAAUUUUGGUUAAUAUGAUUUUUGUAUGUGCUUAUAUCAAUUAAGUAUAGAAUAACAAAAUCGCAGAAGAAAAAGUUGUGUACGAUUUAUUUUUCCAUUAACAUUAAGACUGCAGUAGGAAUAUAACCUAGUAAAUAUGAGCAGUAAAGCAAAUGCAUCAGGAGCUUCUGACCCAGUUCAAGAAGAAUUAGCAGGUAGAGUUCGCGAAGUAGGAAAUCAUGCAAUCUGGAGUUUGUCAAGUUGUAAGCCAGGUUUUGGAGUUGAUCAACUCAGAGACGAUAUUACAGAAACUUACUGGCAGUCCGAUGGACAAUUACCACAUCUUGUCAAUAUUCAAUUUCGCCGCAAAACAACCAUUCGGGACAUUUGCAUCUAUACGGAUUACAAGCUAGAUGAGAGUUAUACACCAAGCAGGAUAAGCAUAAGAGCUGGAACAAAUUUCAAUGACCUACAAGAAGUCGAAGUUAUGGAUCUUAGUGAACCAAGUGGGUGGGUGGUGAUACCUAUAAGAGAUGACAAUGAUCGUCCCAUUAGAACUUUUAUGAUUCAGAUUGCUGUCAUAAGCAAUCAUCAAAAUGGACGAGACACCCAUAUGAGGCAAAUAAAAGUUCAUAGUCCAGCAGAGGAUAUUCUUGGGCCACAUUCUCAAUUAGUGCCAGGACGUUUUCUUACAAAUGAAUUUCAAAGAUAUGCUACCAUUAGAUAGAAUUAAUUUUUUAAGUUUAAAUUAUACUUUACAUUUAUUUAAUUAUUUAUUAUAAAUAAGACGUAUUUUUAAACGUUAAAUAUUAUUAACAUCAAAAUCCUCAGUACACAUUCUAUAUUGAAUAGAGUUAUAUACUUGUAGAGUGAAAAAAAAUGUAAACAUUGGGCUACAUGGCCAUUGAAUAUAUACACACAUAUUGUCAACAACUUCA